UAAAAUUGGCGUUGGCUUAGGAGCCAGCGAGAGAGAGAGAGAGAGACAGAUACACCGGUGACCGGUCGGUGUUGUUGAUUGAAUUCACCUGACGUUCAACGCAUCUCUGUCAAUGUCUCCAGUUUGGAGAAUCAUUCCGUUUAUUCGGUGAAUUAUAAGAUAGAGUGGAAGCAAAGGCUUCUUUCUUCCUUUUGGUGGCGGUGGCGGUGGCGAUGGCGGAAGGGGAAGAGCUUCGGCCUGACUUGCUGAAAAACACGCCUUCUAACAUUGCGAGAUUGGAGGACGUGAUCGAACACUCUAAAGCAAGGCAAAAGUAUCUCGCCCAUACUUCUAGCUCCUCUGAUGGCGGUGAUGUUCGCUGGUACUUUUGUAAGAUCUCUUUGGCUCCCAACGAGUUGGCAGCCUCUGUCCCGCCAACAGAGAUUGUAGGCAAGAGUGACUAUUUUCGUUUUGGCAUGAGAGAUUCUCUCGCUAUUGAAGCAUCUUUCUUGCAGAGAGAGGAAGAAUUGCUUUCUAGUUGGUGGAGGGAGUAUGCCGAAUGUAGUGAAGGCCCCAGAGAACGACAAAGUUCUAGUUCCAAGGCAGAUACUGAAUCUUUUAUGGGACAUACUCAAUCAUCUCAACUAUAUGAAAUAGAGGAAGAGAGGGUUGGUGUCCCUGUAAAGGGAGGACUGUACGAGGUAGAUUUGGUCAAGAGACAUUGUUUCCCUGUUUAUUGGAAUGGAGAAAACCGACGUGUCCUCAGAGGCCACUGGUUUGCUCGUAAAGGGGGCCUCGAUUGGCUACCACUUCGUGAAGAUGUUGCUGAACAACUAGAGAUUGCUUAUCGUAGUCAGGUUUGGCACCGGAGAACAUUUCAACCAUCAGGACUUUUUGCUGCUCGAGUUGAUUUGCAAGGCUCUACCCAAGGCCUGCAUGCCCUUUUCAUGGGAGAAGAUGAUACCUGGGAAGCCUGGCUAAAUUUUGAUGCUUCUGGCUUUUCUAGCUUUGUUAGUUUUGCUGGAAAUGGAAUUAAACUUAGGCGUGGUUACUCUCCAUCAAAUUCACCAAAACCAACCCAGGAUGAACUAAGGCAGCAGAAGGAGGAGGAUAUGGAUGAUUACUGUUCGCAGGUCCCUGUUCGACACUUGGUAUUUAUGGUUCAUGGGAUUGGUCAAAGAUUGGAAAAGUCCAAUUUGGUUGAUGAUGUGGGCAAUUUCCGGCAUAUUACAGCAAGUCUUGCAGAGCAGCACCUUACUCCACAUCAACGUGGCACUCAAAGGGUCCUCUUUAUCCCAUGCCAGUGGAGAAGAGGUUUGAAGCUGAGUGGUGAAACUGCUGUUGAAAAGAUAACUUUGGAUGGAGUGCGAGGAUUACGUGUCACGCUGAGCGCAACUGUUCAUGAUGUGUUAUACUACAUGAGCCCAAUUUACUGUCAAGACAUAAUUAACUCGGUAUCCAACCAACUGAAUCGAUUAUAUUUGAAGUUUCUCAAAAGAAAUCCUGGAUAUGAUGGAAAGGUUUCAUUAUAUGGUCAUUCUCUGGGAAGUGUCCUCUCAUAUGAUAUCCUUUGCCAUCAAGAUAAUCUAUCAUCCCCAUUUCCAAUGGAUUGGGUGUAUAAGGAACAUGGUGAAAAUGAGGAAUCACUCUCUGAUAAGAAAGAUCAUUAUGUGCAGAACUCACCAAUCAAUCAGGAUGACACAUUCAGUAUGGUGAGCCCCUCUGAAGAAAAAAAGAGUACACAAGAGACUUGUUCAGAAAUGGAGGCAGAAUAUUCUGAGGAGUCCUCAGUUUUAGGCCAUGCAUUAUCAAGUGUAAAUGAAUUUACUGCAGAACCUAUCUCUCUGGAACCAAGUAAUAAGGGUGAUGUUUCCGAGUUCCUUGCCGAUUCUGGUGACACAUUUUUUGAGAAAAUGGGUGGUGCAUUGGAUAUGCCUCAGAGCAUGAAUGUUGAGCUGCCAAUGGAUAAGGAAGAAUGUAAAGUUACAAGCAACGAAGAUGAAGUAAUCAAGAAGCUCAGAGAAGAGAUUGAUUCAUUGAAAGCCAAUCUAACUGAACUGGAAUCACGUCAUAGCAAUAAUUAUACUGAGGAAGAGUUACAUUCUGUAAAAAAGUUAUCUAAAAAGUUACCUCCCAUACAAGAAGCACCAAAGAGUUAUACUCCAUAUAUCAAGUACACCAAGCUUCAAUUUAAGGUUGAUACAUUCUUUGCCGUUGGAUCCCCUCUUGGUGUAUUUCUUGCACUUCGUAAUAUCCGAAUUGGCAUUGGUAGAGGCCAAGAAUAUUGGGAGCAGGAAAAUAUAAGAGAGGAGAUGCCGGCUUGUCGGCAGAUGUUCAACAUUUUUCACCCCUAUGAUCCCGUAGCAUACAGGAUAGAGCCACUUGUGUGCAAAGAAUACAUCAGCCAACGGCCUGUUUUGAUUCCAUAUCACAGAGGAGGAAAAAGGUUGCAUAUUGGAUUUCAGGAAUUUACUGAAGACCUAGCAGUUCGAACUCAUGCAAUAAAGAAUUAUAUGAAAUCUGCAAGGGAUAAGGUAAUCACAGUGUGUCAGUCGAGGAAAAUGGAGAACAUAGAAGGGGAGAGUUCUGAAGAGGAAGAACAGCCAUCAUAUGGAUCUUUUAUGAUGGAGAGGUUGACAGGAAGCAUGAGUGGACGAAUUGAUCACAUGCUUCAGGACAAGACCUUUGAGCAUCCAUAUCUGCAAGCCAUUGGAGCUCAUACAAACUAUUGGCGGGAUUAUGAUACUGCUCUUUUCAUAUUGAAACACUUGUAUGGAGAAAUACCAGAAGAUUCUGAUUUGUUGGUAGGAUUUACUGGGGACAACUCAAAAUCUGAGAGUACCUCUGUUAGUUGGUAUGAACCGAGAGACACGGUUGAGGAAGAUCUUCCGUUGACUUUCUCAGACAAGGUUAUGGCCAGAAGCUUCUCGAGCAAAGCUAAGAAGGUUCUGCAGAAGCACACUGCGUUUAAUUUCUAAAUGCCUAUACACGAUGUAAUCGAGAGAUUGUGUAAUCUACGGAAGAAUGUAUAGUAGAAGAAGGGUUCCCCAUCUUAGGAUUGUUUCAUAUAGUUCGCUAGUGUACAAUUAGACCCUCCUCCAAUGUACAUAACCAGGGGUGUUAAAGAAAAAACAUCUUUUAGUAUCAAUAUAUGAGAACCGCAUAGUACCUGGUGUUGGCGAAAUAAAUUGUUUUUUUGGGUA
Messenger RNA from Glycine soja, 3182 nucleotides. RefSeq names its product phospholipase SGR2. Gene Ontology annotation, molecular function: glycerophospholipase activity; metal ion binding. The transcript has 20 exons. Gene Ontology annotation, cellular component: cytoplasm. Bases 213 to 2957 code for a protein of 914 amino acids. Lineage: Eukaryota; Viridiplantae; Streptophyta; Magnoliopsida; Fabales; Fabaceae. The record is from RefSeq and is a predicted model, not a curated record.